Seminavis robusta is the source of this 1821-nucleotide messenger RNA. Lineage: Eukaryota; Bacillariophyta; Bacillariophyceae; Naviculales; Naviculaceae. The record is from the annotation of a GenBank genome assembly.
AUGCCUGAUAUGUCACGUCACGUGAGCUUGUCAGAUGAAGAUGUUCCAACCUUGGAGAGUAGGGGACUCUUUGCAGGAGGCCAGACUAAUUCUUUUUCUGCCCGUCAAGUCAACCAAGUGAAAUCCAACGACGGCUCUACCUGUCUUGUAGAACGACACCGUGUCCGAGAGCUUGUCCAGGGGCUGCCCGUCUAUGGGGCUGAUUUCGUGGUGACAACGAGUGAAUGUUCCCAGUUGUCCGCCAUCGAGCGAAGCGCUUUGGUCAACACCAACACACUUGCGACCAUGAAUACAAGGAGCAUUGUGUCAGUGGACGGUUACAGAUUGAAUGCUGUGCGUGUACCCACUGGAUUCACACCCAAGCACGCUACAAAAGAGGAAGGCGUAAGUAUGGUCGCAGGGCUAUUUGGGGUGCCCGAAUAUCGGGUUACGACGUUGGCCCUUGAGAUUUUCCCCACGGAAAACCAGGAUUACCGAGCAUGGAUUGGUACCGUUUGGGACGAAUCCAUCCCGGGAGAACCACAGCUGUAUCAAGUAGUUGUGGAUGAUGAAACCGACGAGAUCAUCCUUAAAUGCGACAUAGCGGGGGCGGUGGAAAAGCAAGAGAAAUUACAAAGGAAAGCCGAAAUUCGACACAGAUAUUUACAGGGUGCUGGUUCGCAGUUGGAUGCUUCUAAAUGUGAUAGUUGUGCUACCAUAGAGCCUGGUAUUGCAUGGAAUCCUGAUCAAACUGUGGAAUGCGAUGUGGAGACUCUUUACUUGAACAAUGAUGGACGCAAGACUCUCUGCAUUACUGGUACCGAUGGAUCUGGGAAUCAAAGGGUUGCUCCGGGGCCCAUCUUCCAGUAUCAUUGGCACGGAACUCUGAACUGCAAUUCAGGGAAAUCCUGCUCGGUGUCCGAAGUGCCGAACUGUGCCGAUGCGUUGUCUGAUGUUCAGUGGGGUGCGGUCAACUACUUCCAGUAUCUCCAAGAACACCUGGGGCUGAUGGGCGGGCUUACCAAGGAGGCCGAAAAUCCUAUUCCUGUGGUCGGUCGCGUUCACUACGAAGAAGACUACUGCAAUGCUUUUUACGUACCCGGAGAUCGGACGGUAACUUUUGGUGAUUGCGACUGCGAUAUAUUCUAUCCUUUGGUCUCAACAGAUGUCGUCGUGCACGAGCUCACGCACGGACUUACCUCCGAGUCAAGCAAUCUUCUCUAUCUGUUGCAAUCGGGAGGAUUGAAUGAAGCCUACUCCGAUCUCAUGGGGUGUGCAUUGGAGUUCACAAUUAACGACAGUAAAGACACACCGGACUUCCUCGUGGGAGAGUCACUAGCCGGACCAGGACUUGGGAGAGAAUUUCUUCGUAGUAUGGAAAAUCCAUCAGCUGACGGAAAGUCUAUCAGCACUUUUUGCGAGUACAGGAAUUCGAUGAACGUUCACUAUACCAGCGGUUUCCUGAACAGGGCAUACGUCAACGCUGUGAGAGCCUGUGAGAAUACUUGUGGGUCCUCCUUGAAAGAGUGUGUUGUUCUACUCGCGAACACUUUCCUAUAUGCAAACUUGGAGAUGCUCUCCAUGAACAGUGGCUUCAGAGACGCUGCUAAACAAACAUGCAAUGUUGUGGACGAGUUCUUUGCCGCGAGAGCCCCUACGACGUCCUGUACCGUUCAACAGGCUCGAGAAGCCAUUUCUGUUGGAUUUGCUGCCGUUGGUGUGGGUGUGAAUACUGACACCUGCUACGCCCAGGUAGUAUGCACCCAGACAAAUGCUUGUGCAGAAGCUUUCGAAGUGGUUCGAAAAGUCGCACGGAGUAUUGCCUCCUUCUUCACGACGUAA